AUGAUGCUAGGUCGUCUACAUCUGUAUACCCACGCCGUGCCUUUCAGGGAUCCAAUACCGAACGACCUCCGCCCAAUCCCUUUCUGGGUGCUCCCGGCACAACCAGCCCAGGGCAUCAGGCAGCACGGCAAUGACGCGCAGAACAUGUCCACCAACUGUGCAAAUGGGAAAUUUCUCCCUCGUCCGGUCUUGCGCGUCAUCGCUCCGAUGCCCUGCGCCCAUUUACCAUCUCACCGGGCUCGGGUCCGCCCCUCCCUGAGCCUCGCCGCUAUCUUGUUCGCUCGGGCUGUUUCCCUCGCCAGACCAGACAAAAAUUCCGGGCUGAAGCACAUGCGGUCCGUUUUGGAGGUGUUUGUGUUUUGGUCUUCCCCAACCCCGGACCAUUGCCACGAACCGCUUGCUGUUCGUUCCCCCGAAUAUACCAUGCAUCCGCCUUACACACCUGCACUGCACGCUGUCAACAACGGGCCAACAGAGUUGCAUGCGUUACACGAGCCCGCAGUUUUGAUCCGAGGCGAUCCAGAACCCAUCCCGGGGGACGGUUAA
This is a messenger RNA of Penicillium macrosclerotiorum, 546 nucleotides long. RefSeq lists its product as uncharacterized. Lineage: Eukaryota; Fungi; Ascomycota; Eurotiomycetes; Eurotiales; Aspergillaceae. Bases 1 to 546 code for a protein of 181 amino acids. The transcript is spliced from 2 exons. The record is from RefSeq and is a predicted model, not a curated record.